AUUUGCUGGGGGCGCUGAAGAGAUGGAAACGGGAAUCAAGAUAAAAUAAACCUGUUAAAGGCUUGGAGUGUCAAUAGGCACCACCUAUACGUUCAAUCCUGUUGCCUCUGGUUGUGGAAUUUUCGAGGACUGUUCAUGCCGUGGGUGGGUAGCUCUACAGAACCUAUACCUAGGCAAUCAGGGUUAGGGUCAUCCCAUGGUCUGCACAGACCACUCAACAAGCUGCUGGGAGCUUGAGCUCCACCAUAUCAAGCAACCAGCAAGGUUCCCGCAUCCUCUGUCCGUCAACAACUUGCCCGGCGCAACAUUCCUGACAUUCACCAUUGCCCCAACACACAAGCCACAAGCUCAACGGCAAUUCGGCAACGAAGAUGCAACCAUGGCGUUAACAUGGCGAUCCUUCGACUUCUUUGACGCAACCCAGAUCGAACUAGCCAGCGACGACGAACACAACACGCGCGCCGCCUUUGAGAGCAACGACAUCUCGUCCGUCUGCUCCGGCUCCGACAGCCUCUUCCUGGGGGGCCAUGACGGUACCGUGCGCAUCGUCGGCCCCAGCUGGAAGGUCGUGCGCAGUUUCCCUGCCUUUGACGAACAUGCAGGCGUGGGCGGGGGCGGGAGGAGCAUCACGCAUAUGCGCCAAGUUGAAGGGACGAGUUUGUUAGUCACCGUUGCGGAAGCUGUUGGUGGUGCCGCGGGCGGCGACGCGAAUGCGCAGCCUGUGUUGAAGGUCUGGGCGCUGGACAAGCCCAUCAAAAAGACGGGGAUUCCAACCUGUUUGAGCACGGUCGCGAUCAACAAUGGGAAGAAGCCCUUUCCGAUAUCGGCCUUUGCGGUAACCGAGGACCUGACGCAGGUUGCGGUUGGGUUCGCCAACGGCGCCGUCACCGUCAUCCGCGGCGACCUGGUCAACGACCUUGGCACGAAACAGCGCAUCAUCUACGAGUCGGACGAGCCCAUCACCGGCGUGGAACUGCAUGUCGACGCCGGAUUGACCGCGCUGUUCGUUGCGACGACAUCGCGAAUACUGAAGCUAGUCAUCUCGGGAAAGGGGCAUGGGCAGCCGCCCAAAACGGUCGAGGAUACGGGCUGCGGCGUUGGCUGCAUGGCCGUAGACAAGAAGACGGGGAAUAUUGUCAUCGCCAGGGAGGAUGCCAUCUACUACUACACGCUCGACGGCAGGGGUGCGCCAACCGCAUACGAGGCUCCGAAGAAGCUGAUUUCGGUCUACCAAGACUACAUUGCCUUGGUAUCUCCGCCAACGCCGGCAGGGGAGGCGGACACAAUAAGACGGCGGUUCUGGGGUGCUUCGGCCGACAGCAUCUACACCUUCACCUUGAUACAUCCGGACCUCCGGAUCAUCGCGCACAGCGAGACGGUGCUAUCGGACGUGAAGCACAUCUUCCAGUUGUGGGGUGACCUGUACAUGCUCACACAGGAGGGCAAGGUUUUUCGAUAUCACGAGAAAUCGCUUCAACAACGAUUGGAGAUGAUGCACCAGCGGAACCUCUACACCCUUGCCGUCGACCUCGCACAAAGAUGCGGCAUGGAUGCGCAACAGCAAAACGUCAUCUACCGCAAGUACGGCGACUACCUCUACCAAAAGGGCGACUACGACGGCGCCAUGAACCAGUACAUCAAGGCCAUUGACAGCACGGAGCCGUCGCAGGUGAUCAGAAAGUUCUUGGACACACAGAGGAUACACAACCUAAUCGAGUAUCUGGAGGAGCUCCAUGAGCAUCACAAGGCAACGUCAGACCACACCACGCUUCUUCUCAACUGCUAUGCAAAGCUUAAAGAUAUUGAUAAGCUGGAGAACUUCAUCAAGUCACCGGGAGACCUCAAGUUCGACUUGGAUACAGCCAUUUCCAUGUGUCGACAGGGUGGCUAUUAUGAGCAAGCCGCAUACCUCGCCAAGAAGCAUGGGGAGCAUGACCUGGUUGUCGAUAUUCUGAUCGAGGAUUCCAAGGCCUACGAUGAAGCACUCGACUACAUCUGGCGCUUGGACCCAGAUACUGCGUAUCCCUGUCUGAUGAAAUAUGCCCGGGUCCUCAUCGAGCACUGCCCCCCAGACGCGACACAAUUUUUCAUCGACUACUACACGGGACGGUUUAGGCCCAGGGUAGAUCUCCCGGCGCCAAAUGUCCAGCCUACCACCAACGGGGGGUUUGUCGUCGGGGCUGCCAAUGCCGUCCAAAAUCUCAGCCACUUAUUACCCCUGCCUUACAUGAACACGAGCGCGGUAACGCAACAGUCAGUCGCAGCUAAGCCAACAGUCGGCGAUCUUGCCGUCAAGCAAGAAGCAGCAGCACCACCAGAAUACACCCCACCACGCCCCCGGACGGCCUUCUCCUCCUUCAUCGACCAUCCUGACGAGUUCAUUGUCUUUCUCGAAGCAUGUCUUAAAGAGGACAGCAUCUCCGACGUCGACCGGACAGAUCUCUCCACAACACUAUUCGAGAUGUACCUCCACAAGUCCAACGAAAAGAAGGGCGACGACCAGCACCGCCAAGAGUGGGAACAACGUGCCAAAGCCCUGAUCGACAGCAGAGCCCAACUCAGCACCGCUGCCACGACAAAACCGCAGAUUGAAAACUCUAACGUCCUCCUCCUGUCCCACCUCUCCGACUUCCGCGAUGGCACCACCCUGGUCAAGGAACAAUCGGGCCUUCUCUUCGACAUCUUCCGCUCCUACACGUCAGCCAAAGACACGCGCGGCGCCCUCAAAGCCUUGCGCAAAUACGGCCCCGAAGAGCCCCAGCUCUACCCGGCCGCGCUGUCCUACCUCACCUCGGACCCCCGCGUUCUAGAAGAAGCUGGGCGGGACGAGCUUGCCGCCGUGCUCGAGCGCAUCGAUCGCGACGGCUUGAUGGCGCCGCUGCAGGUGGUGCAGACGCUUUCCCAGAACAGCGUCGCCAGCAUGGGCAUGUUGAAGCCCUACCUCGCGCGCCGCAUCGAGCGCGAGAGGAAGGAGAUUGCUGAGAAUCGGAGGCUGGCGGCGCAGUUCCGGGCCGAGACCGAGACGAAGAGGGCCGAGAUUAGGGAUUUGGGGACCAAGCCGGCUGUAUUCCAGGCUACGCGAUGUGCGCAGUGUAUGGGCGGACUGGAGUUGCCGGCGGUGCAUUUCUUGUGUAAGCACAGUUUUCAUCAGAGGUGUUUGAGGGGUGGGGGAGGGGGUGGAGGGGGUACUGGUGAGGGGGAUGAGUGCCCCGUCUGUGCGAGGGAAAAUGCCACGAUCAGAGCGCUCAAGAAGAGCCAGGAGGAGAAUGCCGAGCGACAUGAGCUGUUCAGAGAUGAUUUGGAGAUGAGUGAGGAUCGCUUUAGGACUAUCUCGGAGUGGUUUGGACGGGGAGUGAUGAGUGUGCCGAGUGUGGAGUGAUGUGGAACUCCUAGGUGGGCGUCGGAUGCAUUAUCGGGUCUUGUCUAUGUAUAGCUGGAUGAAUGGGGGUAUCAUAGAUCAAUGGUUUCUGUUGAGAAAUCUGCCGACCGCUGUGUCGGAGAUUGUCUGUACGACCGCGUCGGCCACUGCG
Messenger RNA from Parathielavia appendiculata, 3530 nucleotides. Its product is annotated as vacuolar protein sorting-associated protein 11. The record is from RefSeq and is a predicted model, not a curated record. Gene Ontology annotation, cellular component: endosome; HOPS complex. Lineage: Eukaryota; Fungi; Ascomycota; Sordariomycetes; Sordariales; Chaetomiaceae. Bases 197 to 3379 code for a protein of 1060 amino acids. The transcript is spliced from 6 exons. Gene Ontology annotation, molecular function: protein-macromolecule adaptor activity; protein binding. Gene Ontology annotation, biological process: intracellular protein transport; endosome organization; vesicle-mediated transport.